UAAGAUCAGGCGUACUCUGCAUUGAAAAGUCAAGACACACACAGACUCUCACAUACAUACACACACCUACAAAUCCUGCUGGAAGCAGGGAGAAGGCUGGCUCAUUUAACAGAAGAAUUUUCCAUUGACAUUUGUAAAUUACACUAGAUUCAAGGCUCACCGCUGACUUACUGAGUGUGCAGUAAGGCAAUCAAAGGCUUUCACACUGCAACAAUGUCUGAGUUUAUUCUUGCCUUGGUGACAAUAUCAGGGUUAUUUCCCAUUGCUAAGGUGCUGGCUGCUGGAUCUGAAGGAGAGCAACAGUUGUGUGAUCCUGGGGAGUUUCUCUGCCAUGAUAAUAUCACAUGUGUGUCAGAGAGCUGGCUAUGUGAUGGAGAGCAGGAUUGCCCAGAUAAUUCAGAUGAAUCACUAGAUAGUUGUCAACAAAACAUAAUCUUCAAUUGUCCCACAAAUCACGUGACUUGCAUUGGAACCAAAACAUGCAUCCAUUUUUCCAGACUUUGCAACGGAGUUUACGACUGCCCAGAUGGAUAUGAUGAGGGAGUUCAUUGUCGAGAAUUGUCAUCAGUAUGUCAAAAAAAGGAUUGCCAGUAUAAAUGUGGAAUAACACGGAACGGCACACAAUGCUACUGUCAAGAUGGCUACGAUAUUGCAUCGGAUGGAAGUAGCUGCAGAGAUAUAGACGAGUGCACAAUAUAUGGAUCCUGCAGUCAAAUAUGUAAAAAUUAUCCUGGGUCAUAUGCAUGCAGUUGCAUAGAGGGCUAUUUAAUUCAGUCUGACAAUAAAUCCUGCAAGGCAAAAAAUGAGCCUGCUGACAGACCUCCGGUUCUUUUGAUUGCAAACUCAGAAACAAUUGAAGUGUCGGAUAUUAAUGGGGGCAAAUCACCCAACAGGAGCUCUCUGAAUGCAAUUGGAAUUUCUACAUUGGAUUUUAUUUACGAAGAUAAUUCAGUCUGCUGGAUUGAAUCCAAAAAGCCUUCAUAUCAGCUGAAAUGCUCCAAAAUUACAAAAAUGUGGACAUUUACAGAUGAGCGCAUAAUGCAUCUCUCUCAGUACCUUCACAAUGUUCAGCAAAUGGCAGUGGAUUGGCUAACAGGAAAUUUUUACUUUGUGGAUCAUGGCAAUGACAGAAUAUUUACAUGCAAUAAAAAUGGGACAGUAUGCGUUACAUUGGUAGAUCUUGAUCUUCAUAACCCAAAGGCUAUUGCAGUUGAUCCCAUUGCUGGGAAGCUUUUCUUUACGGACUAUGGAAAUGUUGCUAAAAUCGAAAGAUGUGACAUGGAUGGCAUGAAUCGAACAAGAAUAGUUCUUACUAAAAUUGAGCAGCCCACCGCCCUGACCUUGGAUCUGGUUAAUAAACUGGUUUAUUGGGCCGAUGUGUACUUGGACUACAUUGAAGUAGCUGAUUACGAAGGGAGAAACAGACAUACAAUAAUACAUGGAAAAGAGGUCAGUCAAGUGUACGGAUUAUCUCUGUUUGAAAACUACUUAUAUGCCACGAGCCUUGAUAGUACCAGUAUCAAAAGAAUAAACAGAUUUAAUAAUACUGAUAUCCAAUUAUUACUAACAAUAGAAAAUGCCCGUGGUCUUCAUGUUUUUCAUAAAAGAACACAACCAUCAGUUAGGAGCCACGCAUGUGAAAUUAACCCAGAUGGGAUGCCGGGAGGCUGUUUGCACAUCUGUCUUCUUGGUUCGAGCUACAAAACAAGGACCUGUCGCUGCAAGACUGGCUUCAGCUUGGGAAGUGAUGGAAGGUCAUGUAAAAAGCCAAAGAAUGAGUUGUUCCUGUUUUAUGGGAAGGGACGACCAGGAAUCAUUAGAGGGAUGGACUUGAGUACCAAAAUAUCUGACGAAUACAUGCUUCCUAUAGAAAACUUAGUAAACCCAAGAGCUCUAGAUUUUCACGCUGAGUCCAACUACAUUUAUUUUGCAGAUACCACAAGCUUUCUUAUUGGUCGCCAAAAAAUCGAUGGCACAGGGAGAGAAACUAUCCUAAAAGAUGAUCUUGAUAAUGUGGAAGGCAUAGCAGUGGACUGGAUUGGAAACAAUUUGUAUUGGACUAAUGAUGGACAUAGAAAAACCAUUAAUGUGGCACGUCUAGAGAAAGCAUCACAAAGUCGAAAAACCUUAUUAGAGGGGGAAAUGUCACAUCCUCGAGGAAUCGUUGUGGAUCCUGCUAAUGGCUGGAUGUACUGGACAGAUUGGGAGGAAGAUGUAAUAGAUGACAGCGUGGGAAGAAUUGAGAAGGCAUGGAUGAAUGGUUUUAACAGACAGAUUUUUGUGACAUCAAAGAUGUUAUGGCCAAAUGGGUUAUCACUAGACCAUGAAAAUGGUCUAUUGUACUGGUGUGAUGCGUACUAUGAUCAUAUCGAACAGAUAUUUUUAAAUGGAACACACAGAAAGGUAGUGGGUAGUGGGAACGAAUUAAAUCACCCUUUCGGACUUUCCCACCAUGGACAGUACAUAUUUUGGACUGACUAUAUGAAUGGAUUAAUAUAUCAACUGGAUCUGAUAACUACAAAUGUCACUCUUCUAAGACAAGAAAGACCACCGUUAUUUGGACUUCAAAUUUAUGAUCCCAGGAAACAACAAGGAGACAAUGCUUGCCGUUUAAACAAUGGAGGCUGCAGUACACUUUGCUUAGCAAUUCCUGGCGGCAGAGUUUGUAGUUGUGCUGAUAACCAGCAUUUGGAUGAAAACAAUGCAACUUGUGUGUUUAACGCUGAGCAAAAGAUACCGCAGGUAUGCAAUCUGGAAGAAUUUCAAUGUAAAAACCACCACUGUAUCCAAGAAAACUGGAAGUGUGAUGGGGAAGAUGAUUGCUUGGAUGGCAGUGAUGAAGAUUUUGAAAAUUGCAUGAAUCACAGCUGUCCAGGUGAUCAAUUUAAGUGCCAAAAUAACCGCUGUAUUCCCAAGAGGUGGCUUUGUGAUGGAGCAAACGACUGUGCAAAUAAUGAAGAUGAAUCAAAUGAGACUUGUUCAGCGAGAACUUGCCAGCCCCACCAAUUCUCCUGCAGUAAUGGACGCUGCAUUUCAAAGUCCUGGCUAUGUGACCAAGAAGAUGAUUGUGGAGACAGAUCAGAUGAAAUGGCAUCUUGUGAACUUCAGACUUGUGAACAUCUGACUCAGUUUACAUGUGGAAAUGGGAGAUGCAUUAGCAGCAAGUGGCACUGUGAUACAGAUGAUGACUGUGGUGAUGGCAGUGAUGAGAUAGGCUGUUCAGUCGCCUGCACUGAUAAACAAUUUAGAUGCUCAACUGGAAGAUGUAUUCCGGGACACUGGGCUUGUGAUGGUGAUAAUGACUGUGAAGAUUUCAGUGAUGAAAACAAUGUAAAUUGUACCAGAACAGCAUCUCCUGCAUCUGUAGUUUGUGAAGGAAAUCAAUUCCAGUGCCACCCGGAUGGAAAUUGCAUCCCUGAAUUAUGGCUGUGUGAUGGGGAAAAAGACUGUGAAGAUGGCAGUGAUGAGAGAGGCUGCAAGGGAACUCUACGUCAGUGUGAUGCUAAGACAAAAUUUACAUGUAAAAACACAGGGAGAUGCAUUAGCAAUGCAUGGGUAUGUGAUGGAGAUAUUGAUUGUGAGGACCAUUCAGAUGAGGAUUAUUGCGAAGGUUAUAUGUGUGGACCGCCAAAAUACCCUUGUGCUAAUGAUACCUCCAUCUGCCUGCAGCCUGAGAAGCUUUGCAAUGGGAGAAGAGAUUGCCCAGAUGGAUCUGAUGAAGGCGCAAUAUGUGAUGAAUGUUCUCUGAACAAUGGAGGCUGCAGCCAUCAAUGUACUAUAGCUCCAGGAAGAGGCAUUGUCUGUUCUUGCCCACAAGGAAUGCAUUUAAGUAUUGACAACAAAACUUGUGACAUUGUGGAUUACUGCACCAAGCAUCUAAAGUGUAGCCAAGUUUGUGAACAACACAAGCAUGUUGUGAAAUGUUCCUGUUACGAUGGAUGGAUUUUAAAUGCAGACGGUGAAACCUGCAGUAAUGUUGAUACAUUUGAAGCUUUCAUUAUUUUUUCUAUCCGUCAUGAGAUUAGACGAAUUGACCUGCAUAAAAGAGAUUAUAGCUUAUUAGUUCCUGGUUUGAGGAACACUAUAGCUUUGGACUUCCAUUUUAAUCAAAGUUUGCUAUACUGGACCGAUGUUGUAGAGGAUAAAAUAUAUAGAGGAAAGUUAUCAGAAACCUCAGGGGUAAGUGGAAUUGAGGUUGUGAUUCAGCAUGGACUAGCAACACCAGAGGGAUUAGCAAUAGAUUGGAUUGCUGGGAACAUUUACUGGAUCGACAGCAAUUUGGACCAAAUUGAAGUUGCUAAAUUAGAUGGCAAAAUGAGAAGCACACUGAUAGCGGGUGGAAUGGAGCAUCCCAGGGCAAUUGCUUUGGAUCCAAGAUACGGAAUCUUGUUUUGGACGGACUGGGAUGCAACAUUCCCACGCAUUGAAUCAGCUUCAAUGAGUGGAGCAGGAAGAAAAAUAAUUUACAAAGAUAUGGAAAGUGGAGCUUGGCCUAAUGGCCUUACUGUUGAUCAUUUCGAAAGAAGAAUUGUUUGGACGGAUGCAAGGUCUGAUGCAAUUUAUUCUGCAUUGUAUGAUGGGACUUCAAUGAAAGAAAUAAUACGAGGUCAUGAGUAUUUAUCCCACCCAUUCGCUGUUUCAUUAUAUGGGAGUGAGGUGUAUUGGACAGAUUGGAGAACAAAUACUUUAUCCAAAGCCAAUAAAUGGACUGGACACAAUGUCAGUGUUAUACAAAAAACAAGUGCGCAGCCUUUUGACAUACAGAUAUACCAUCCUAGCCGUCAACCACAAGCUCCCAAUCCAUGUGCUGCAGAUAAUGGUAAAGGUCCAUGUUCCCAUCUGUGCUUGAUCAAUUUUAAUGGAACUGCAGCUUGUGCAUGUCCCCACCUAAUGAAAUUAUCUUCUGACAAAAAGACCUGCCAUGAGAUGAAGAAAUUUCUAGUCUAUGCCAGACGAUCGGAGAUAAGAGGCGUGGACAUAGAAAAUCCAUACUUCAAUUUUAUUACAGCAUUUACAGUACCUGAUAUUGAUGAUGUAACUGUGGUGGAUUUUGAUGCAGCUGAAGAACGAUUAUAUUGGACUGAUAUAAAGACUCAGACAAUUAAGCGGGCGUUCAUAAAUGGAACUGACUUACAGACAGUCAUUUCGGGAGACAUUCACAGUAUUCGUGGACUUGCAGUUGACUGGAUAUCUCGAAAUUUAUACUGGAUUAGUUCAGAAUAUGAUGAAACGCAAAUUAAUGUGGCCAGGUUGGACGGCUCUCUGAAAACCUCUGUUAUUCAUGGAAUUGACAAAGUUCAAAGCUUGGCAGUUCACCCAAUCAGAGGGAAAAUUUACUGGACAGAUGGGAAUACUAUAAAUGUGGCAAAUAUGGAUGGAAGUAAUAGCAAAAUACUCUUUCAGAAUCAAAAGGAACCAGUUGGUUUAUCAAUCGACUAUGGAGAGAAUAAGAUUUAUUGGAUCAGUUCGGGAAACGGAACCAUCAAUAGAUGCAACCUGGAUGGCAGUAAUUUAGAAGUAAUAGAGUCAAUGAAAGAAGAAUUAACAAAAGCCACAGCAUUAACUGUUGUGGAUAACAAACUCUGGUGGGCAGAUCAAAAUCUUGGCCAAGUUGGUACGUGCAACAAAAGAGAUGGGAAGAAUGUUUCUGUUGUAAGAAAUAAAACAUCAGGAAUUGUCCACAUGAAGCUCUACGAUAAGGAAACUCAGCAAGGUAGCAAUCCAUGUCAGAUGAACAAUGGUGGAUGUUCUCAGCUAUGUUUGCCAACCUCAGAAUCUACCCGGACCUGUAUGUGUACAGUUGGAUACAACCUUAAGAAAAAUCGCAUGUCGUGUCAAGGUAUAGAAUCAUUUCUGAUGUACUCAGUUCAUGAAGGUAUUAGAGGAAUUCCACUUGACCCAAGUGACAGGAUGGAUGCCCUUAUGCCGAUAUCUGGAACAUCAUUUGCAGUAGGGAUCGAUUUUCAUGCAGGCAAUGACACUAUUUACUGGACUGAUAUGGGCUUCAACAAGAUUAGCCGCUCUAGACGAGACCAGACCUGGAAAGAAGAUAUUAUCACAAAUGGCCUGGGGAGAGUAGAAGGGAUUGCAAUUGACUGGAUUGCUGGUAACAUAUAUUGGGCAGAUCAUGGUUUCAACGUCAUAGAAGUAGCAAGACUUAAUGGCUCAUUCAGAUAUGUUGUGAUAUCUCGAGUUAUCGACCAACCAAGAGCUAUCGCUGUUCAUCCUGAAAAAGGGUAUCUCUUCUGGACAGAAUGGGGUCAAACUCCAUGCGUAAGCAGAGCACGUUUAGACGGGUCAGAAAAAACAAUGCUAGUGAACACAGGCAUUGCAUGGCCAAAUGGAAUCUCGGUGGAUUAUGAGGAAAAUAAAUUAUAUUGGUGUGAUGCCCGCACAGACAAGAUAGAAAGGAUCGACCUUGAAAGUGGACGGAAUCGGGAGAUUGUGCUGUCAGGGAGCAAUGUGGAUAUGUUUUCAGUUGUAGUCUUCGGGGCUUACAUCUACUGGUCUGACAGAGCACACUCCAAUGGCUCUAUUAGAAGGGGAAACAAGAAUGAUGCUACAGAUGCAGUCACCAUGAGGACUGGCCUUGGAAUAAAUUUAAAGGAUGUAAAAGUCUUUAACCGAGCUAGAGAGAAAGGUACCAACAUUUGUGCCAAAAACAACGGAGGAUGUCAACAAAUAUGUUUGUACCGCGGGAAUAUGCAAAGGACGUGUGCUUGCGCCCACGGAUAUCUUUCGAAGAAUGGAGUUACUUGUUUAAAACAUGAAGGCUACCUGCUUUAUUCAGGAAGAACAAUAUUAAAAAGCAUACAUCUUUCAGAUGAGACGAACCUGAAUUCACCAAUACAACCGUAUGAAAACCCGGAAUAUAUUAAAAAUGUCAUAUCCUUGGCUUUUGAUUACAAUUCAAAUGGAAAAGGUAAAAAUCGAAUAUUCUACAGCGAUGCUCAUUUUGGAAACAUUCAAUCGGUUGAGGACGACUGGACAGGAAGAAAAGUAGUUAUUGAAAAUGUAGGCUCCGUGGAAGGUCUGGCUUACCAUAAAGCAUAUGAUACUUUAUACUGGACAAGUUCUACCACCUCAUCUAUCACACGGCAUACAGUAGACCAGAGCCGUCGAGGUGCCUUCAACAGAGAAGCUGUGAUUACGAUGUCUGAAGAUGACCACCCUCAUGUUCUGGCACUCGAUGGAUGCCAAAAUUUAAUGUUUUGGACGAAUUGGAAUGAACAGCACCCAAGCAUUAUGAGGUCCACGCUAUCAGGGAAGAACGCUCAAGUCAUCAUAAGCACAGACAUCGUCACACCAAAUGGCCUUACCAUAGACCAUUCUGCAGAGAAACUCUACUAUUCCGAUGGCAGCUUGGGCAAAAUAGAGAGAUGCGAAUAUGAUGGAUCACAUAGAUACGUGAUUGUUAGAUCUGGACCAGGAACCUUCUUGAGCCUUGCUGUUUAUGAUGACUAUAUAUUCUGGUCAGACUGGGUGAGAAGAGCGAUUCUUCGCUCCAAUAAAUACACUGGAGGGGAAACUAAGGUUCUUCGAUCAGACAUACCCCAUCAGCCCAUGGGAAUCAUAGCAGUGGCAAAUGAAAGCAACAGCUGUGAUUUGUCACCUUGUUCUUACAUGAAUGGAGGGUGUCAAGAUCUUUGCCUUCUUACUCCAGAUGGUCGAGUGAACUGCUCAUGCAGAGGAGAUCGAAUUUUAUUAGAUGACAACAGAUGUGUGAGAAGGAACACAUCCUGCAACACUUUUUCUGAGUUUGAAUGUUCAAACGGUGAAUGCAUCGAUUACCAACUAACAUGUGACGGAAUUGUUCACUGCAAAGACAGAUCAGAUGAAAAACUAUCAUAUUGUGAAAAUCGAAAUUGUCAUCAAGGCUUCAAGCUUUGUGGCAAUCUACGCUGUGUUUCAAACAAUAAAGUAUGCAAUGAUGAAGAUGAUUGUGGUGACAACACAGAUGAACUGGACUGCAAAAUUCCAACCUGUGCGUCCACUGAAUUCCGCUGCACAGAUGGGACUUGCAUUACAAAAGCCGCACAGUGCAACCAGAUGAUUGAUUGCUCGGAUGCGUCUGAUGAAAAGACCUGCAACAACACUGAUUGCACUCAUUACUACAAACUUGGCGUCAAAAGUGCUGGAUUUAUAAGAUGCAAUUCUACUUCCCUAUGCAUUUUGCCAGAAUGGAUAUGCGAUGGUGCAAAUGACUGUGGGGACUAUACAGAUGAAUUAAAAUGCCCAGCACAAACUAAGAACCAAUGUGAAGGAAACUAUUUUGGGUGUCGUAGUGGGAGAUGUAUUUUAAACAGUUGGGUUUGUGAUGGACAAAAAGACUGUGAAGAUGGAACAGAUGAAUCACACUGUGAUACCUCAUGUUCCUGGAGUCAGUUUGCAUGCACCAAAAAUAAGUGCAUAUCAAAACAGUGGCUGUGUGAUGGCGAAGAUGAUUGUGGAGACGGCUCAGAUGAAAGUGAUGAAAUAUGCAGUUCUGUGACCUGUGCUGCUGAGAUGUUUAGCUGUCCAGGUUCCCAUGCCUGCGUUCCACCACACUGGCUUUGUGAUGGAGAAAGAGAUUGCCCAAAUGGAAGUGAUGAACUUUCAACUGCAGGCUGUGCUCAUGUUACUACCUGUGAUGAAAAUACUUUUAUGUGCAACAACAAAGUCUGCAUUCCUAAGCAGUUUGUGUGUGAUCACGAUGACGACUGUGGGGAUGGUUCCGAUGAAUCUUUGGAAUGUGGCUAUCGCCAGUGUGCUCCUGAUGAAUUUAUCUGUGCUGAUGGAAGAUGUUUAUUGAAUUUUCAGUGGCAAUGUGAUGGAGACUUUGAUUGCCCCGAUCACUCGGACGAAGCACCGCUGAACAAACAUUGCUUGAGCGCAGAACAGUCAUGCAACAAUUCCUCUUUUAUGUGUAAAAACAGAAAGUGUAUCCAAGAGAGAUUUCUCUGUGACACUAACGAUGACUGCGGCGAUGGAUCUGAUGAGAGGGAAUGCAAUUUAAAUGAAUGUUUAAGCAAAAGAGUCAGUGGAUGUUCCCAAGAUUGUCAAGAUCUCCCUGUUGGAUACAAGUGCAAAUGUUGGCCUGGCUUUCAACUGAAGAAUGAUGGCAAAACAUGUGUAGACAUUGAUGAAUGCUUAUCGGGCUUCCCCUGUAGCCAGCAAUGCGUCAAUACAUAUGGAACCUAUAAGUGUUUAUGUGCAGAAGGCUAUGAAAUACACCCAGAAAAUCUAAAUGGCUGCAAAUCUCUUUCAGUUGAGGACCCUUUCCUACUUCUGGCUGAUCAUCAUGAAAUAAGAAAAAUGAGCACUGAUGGAUCGAAUUACACAAUGUUGAAACAGGGCUUAAACAAUGCAAUUGCAAUGGAUUUUGAUUACAGAGAAGAGGUCAUAUACUGGAUUGAUUCAAGCAGAUCAAAUGGCAGUCGUGUAAAUAGGAUGUUUGUGAAUGGCAGUGACGUUAAGGUUGUGCACAACACUGCCGUACCCAAUGCAUUAGCUGUGGACUGGAUUGGAAAAAAUCUCUAUUGGUUUGACACUGAGAAGCGGAUUAUUGAAGUCUCAAAGCUCAAUGGCCUGUUUCCUACUGUUCUAGUUAACAGAAUGAUAAAGUUCCCUCGAGAUUUGUCCCUGGACCCACAGGCUAGGUAUUUGUACUGGAUUGACUGCUGUGAAUCUCCUCAUAUUGGUCGCAUUGGUAUGGAUGGUACCAAUCAAAGUGUUGUCAUAGAAACAAGGAUUUCUAGACCAACAGCGUUAACAAUAGAUUAUGUCAACAAAAGAAUCUACUGGGCCGAUGAAAAUCAUAUUGAAUUUUCAGACAUGAAUGGAUCUAAUAGGCACAAAGUCCCUAUUCAAGAUAUUCAAGGGGUAAUUGCACUAACAUUGUUUGAAGACUACAUCUACUGGACGGAUGCAAAAACCAAAUCAUUAAGCCGUGCCCAUAAAACCACCGGAGUGGACAAGACAUCACUGAUGAACUCUUGGCAUGCCAUAUCAGAUAUUGACGUGUAUCAUGCAUACAGACAACCAGACGUGCCUGAUCACCCUUGUAAAAUUAAUAACGGGGACUGCAGUCACUUAUGCCUCUUAUCGCCAUAUAAGUCUCACACCUGUGCCUGUCCCACUAAUUUCUACCUCGCAGAAGAUAAUAAAAGCUGCUUGUCUAACUGCACUGCCAGUCAGUUUCGCUGCAAUACCGAUAAAUGCAUUCCGUUUUGGUGGAAAUGUGACACAAUUGAUGAUUGCGGAGAUGGAUCUGAUGAGCCUCCUGAUUGCCCUGAAUUCAAGUGUCAGCCAGGGAGGUUUCAAUGUGGAAGUGGACUUUGUGCUUUGCCGGCUUUCAUCUGUGAUGGAGAAAAUGAUUGUGGGGACAACUCUGAUGAACUCAACUGCGACACUUAUGUUUGCCUGGCGGGUCAGUUCAAAUGCACCAGAAAGCAAAAAUGCAUUCCGAUAAAUCUUCGAUGCAAUGGACAUAAUGAUUGUGGAGAUGAGGAAGAUGAGAUUGAUUGCCCUGAAAAUAGCUGCUCCCCAGAUCAUUUCCAAUGUAAAACUACAAAGCACUGCAUAUCUAAACUGUGGGUCUGCGAUGAGGAUGCUGACUGCGCGGAUGGAUCAGAUGAAGCAAACUGCGACAAAAAGACAUGUGGACCCCAUGAGUUUCAGUGCCAAAACAAAAACUGCAUUCCUGAUCACUGGAGAUGUGAUGGUCAGAAUGACUGCGGAGACAAUUCCGAUGAGGAAACCUGCAAGCCGCAGACAUGUGCACUAAAGGAACUUCUUUGUGCUAAUGGUGACUGCAUUUCAGCAAGAUUUUGGUGUGAUGGAGAAUAUGACUGUGCAGAUGGAACAGACGAGAGGAAUUGUGAAACAGGAUGUGCCAAAGAUCAUUUCCAGUGCUCUACUGGUCAGUGCAUACCAACUCGGUGGAAGUGUGAUGGUCAUGAAGACUGUAAAUUUGGAGAUGACGAAAAGAACUGUGAGCCAGCAUCACAGACAUGUUCUUCGAGUGAAUACGUGUGCGAUAGUGGUGGAUGCAUUUCUGCAUAUUUGAGAUGCAAUGGUGAAUAUGAUUGUGCUGAUGGUUCAGAUGAGACUGAUUGUGUGAUGGAAUGCAAAGAAAAUCAGUUUCGAUGUCGGAACAAGGCCUUUUGUGUGCCAAUUAGAUGGCUUUGUGAUGGAGUUUAUGAUUGUGUGGAUGGGAGUGAUGAAGACAAUUGUGACAGAGGACCAAACAUAUGUCGAAGUGAUGAAUUCCUGUGCAAUAACACUCUUUGUAAGUUGCAUUUAUGGCUAUGUGACGGGGAAGAUGACUGUGGUGAUAACUCUGAUGAAGUACCUGAAAUGUGUGUCAAAUUUCUAUGCCCACCAACAAGGCCUUUCAAAUGUCGCAACAACCGCGUGUGCCUUCGGACGGAACAAAUUUGCAAUGACCUGGACGAGUGCGGUGAUAACACAGACGAGGCUCACUGUGGUGAAAAACAAAAAGUGAUACCUUGCAAAAAAGAUGAGUUCACUUGCAGCAACAAAAAGUGUAUAGCCCCGGAUCUGCAGUGUGAUCAUUUUGAUGACUGUGAAGAUGGCAGCGAUGAAAUAGAUUGCAAAAAUGAGGCAAGCAAAUACUUUUGUGAAGCAGAUGUAAAUCCUUGUGGUGAUGAUGCCUACUGUAAUCAAACGAAUAAAUAUGCAUUUUGUCACUGUAAACCUGGAUUCCAGAGAAACUUGAAAAACAGACAAUGCGAAGAUACAAAUGAAUGCUUAGUUCUGGGGAGCUGUUCCCACCACUGUACUAAUUUGAAAGGCUCCUACAAAUGUUCAUGUGACAGAAAUUUCCUGGAAAAGAAUCAGAGCUGUGUUGUUAAAGAUUCAGAAGACCAAGUACUUUAUGUCGCUAAUGACACCGAGGUCCUUGCUUUCAGAUACCCAUUCAGCUUUAAUGCAGAACAUCAUCAAAUUUCUCGGAUUGCACACAACUCCAGAAUAACAGGAAUGGAGAUGUAUCUGCAAGGAAAUAUGAUUAUAUGGAGUACCCAGUUUAAUCCCGGAGGCAUUUUCUACAACACAUUUCAUGGAAGAGGUGGAAAAGAAACUAAGAGCGGUUUAAUUUGCCCUGAGUUCAAAAGGCCUCGAGAUAUCGCAGUUGAUUGGAUUGCAGGAAAUAUCUACUGGACGGAUCACUCCCGUAUGCAUUGGUUCAGUUAUUAUACUACUCAUUGGACUAGUUUGAGAUAUUCUAUUAAUGUAGGACAAAUAAAUGGACCUAACUGCACACGUCUCUUAACCAACAUAGCUGGUGAACCCUAUGCUAUUGCUGUCAAUCCAAAAAAAGGAAUGAUGUAUUGGACAGUGAUUGGAGAUCGUUCGCACAUCGAAGAGGCUGCGAUGGAUGGUACUCAAAGAAGAAUACUAGUACAAAAAAACUUACAAAGACCAACAGGUCUUGUGGUUGACCAUUUCAGCCAACGUUUGUAUUGGGCUGAUUUUGAGCUGUCUGUCAUCGGAACAGUUAAACUUGAUGGCUCAGAUUUAAUCAUUGCUGUCAGUAGCCAGCAAGGUCUUCUAUAUCCUCACAGAAUUGAUAUUUUCGAGGAUUAUAUCUAUGGAGCAGGGCUUAAAAAUGGAGUAUUUAGAAUAGGCAAGUUUGGGAAUGGUGAAAUGGAAUAUCUUAACUUAAAUGUUGAGAAAACAAAAGGUGUUCUUAUUGCACAUCAUUACAAACAACCGAAUUUGCCCAAUCCAUGCGAAGACUUAAAGUGUGAUUUCAUCUGUUUGCUAAAUCCCACUGGAGCUUCAUGUGUAUGUUCAGAAGGAAAGAUUUUGUUAAAUGGCACAUGCACGGAUCAGAGCUUUACAGAUGAGUUAUGUAAACUGACUUGCGGAAAUGGGGGAAGAUGCAUUAUAAAUGAGAAAGGUGAUCUAAGAUGCCACUGCUGGCCAAAUUAUUCUGGAGAAAGAUGUGAAAUCAACCACUGUAAUAAUUACUGCCUGAAUGGAGGGACUUGUACAGCAUCUGUGCUUGGCAAACCAACAUGUAGCUGUGCAGUUGGUUACACUGGACCCAAUUGUGGACGCAAAGUAUGUGAAAAUUUCUGUCAGAAUGGUGGCACAUGUAGUGUAUCUGUUGGCAAUCAACCUUCAUGUCAUUGCCUUACAGAAUAUACAGGAGACAGAUGCCAAUACCAUGUGUGUCACCACUACUGUGUAAACUCAGAGUCUUGCACUAUUGCCAGUGAUGGAAGUGUUGAAUGUGUGUGUCCUGUUAGAUACGAAGGGUCAAAAUGUGAAGUGGACAAAUGCCUAAGAUGUCGUGGUGGUCAAUGCAUCGUCAAUAAGAACAAUUAUGAUAUUGCAUGCAACUGCACUAAUGGAAAAAUCGCCUCUAGCUGUCAGUUAUGUGAUGGCUACUGUUAUAAUGGGGGCACUUGUCAGUUGGACCCUGAGACAAACAUACCUGUCUGUAUGUGUUCAGCCAACUGGUCAGGAAAGCAGUGUGAGAGGCCAGCUCCCAAGAGCAGCAAGUCUGACAAUGCUAGCACACGGAGUAUUGCAAUUAUAGUUCCAUUAGUUUUACUUGUGACGCUAAUAACUACUUUGGUAAUUGGACUUCUGCUGUGUAAAAGAAAAAGAAGAACAAAAACCAUUAGGAGGCAACCAAUAAUCAAUGGAGGAAUGAAUGUAGAAAUUGGAAAUCCAUCUUAUAACAUGUAUGAGGUGGAUCAUGACCAUAAUGAUGGAACGCUUUUGGACCCAAAUUUCAUCAUAGAGCUGGAUAAGUCCAGGUUCAUAGGGGGUGGGCCUACAGCUUUCAAAAUUGCCCACACCGCACCGCCAAUCUAUCUAAAUUCUGAUCUGAAAGGACCACUAGCUCCUGGGCCCACAAAUUAUUCAAAUCCAGUGUAUGCAAAACUAUUUGUUGAUGGACACAACUGUCGGAACUCCUUAAUCAGUGUUGAAGAAAGAAAAGAACUGCUUCCAAAAAAAAUAGAACACGUGAUCCGGGAGACUGUGGCUUAAUCUCUAAUAUUCUGUUACCUUUUAUACUCUGUAUAAAUGUAUAAAAUAUGAUUACUUUUCUAUGUACCAACAGUAUUAUAAUUGUUUUGACAUCAGCAUUACCUCUUUUUUCAUUUUUUGUUCUGCUGAUGACUAUAGAACGACCAUUUGUAUGGUAUUUUUAUGAAGAAACAAACUGCACUACAGUACAAUUUAAAAUAUAAUGCUGCUGUUAUAAAACACCAUUUUAUUUGUUAAAAAAAACAAAAAGGCAACACUAUUCCUUUGUAGUGUAAAAUGAGAACUCCAUUUUAUAUGAACUUUUUUAGGUUCAAUAUUGUCUUUUCAUUAAAUAAUCCAAAUGAUUGUAA
Pelobates fuscus (common spadefoot toad) is the source of this 14357-nucleotide messenger RNA. It is a transcript of the gene LRP1B, whose product is annotated as LDL receptor related protein 1B. Bases 214 to 14007 code for a protein of 4597 amino acids. Lineage: Eukaryota; Metazoa; Chordata; Amphibia; Anura; Pelobatidae. Gene Ontology annotation, cellular component: signaling receptor complex; plasma membrane. The transcript is spliced from 91 exons. Gene Ontology annotation, molecular function: protein binding; calcium ion binding; low-density lipoprotein particle receptor activity. The record is from RefSeq and is a predicted model, not a curated record.